AUGUUCGACCUCUACAGGCUGAAAAUGCCUUUCGGGUUAAAAACAGCACUAGCGGAACCUAUAUUGCAGUACCCGGAUUUUGACAAAGAUUUUUUGUUAGCUUCCGAUGCUUCGAAUUAUGCUGUAGGUUGGAUUCUAUCUCAGGGGAAAAUGGGUAAUGAUAAGCCAAUCGCUUAUGCGUUAAGAGUUCUGAAUUCAAGUGAAAUAAACUAUUUUACAAUCGAGAAGGAAUGUUUAUGUAUUCUUUUUGCUAUUAAACAUUUUAGGCCAUACUUAUGGGGAAAACGAUUUAAAAUAGUUACUGAUCACAGGCCACUAGUUUGGCUUUUUAACGUAUCAGAUAUGAACUCGAGAUUAACACGGUGGCGUAUAUUAUUACGAGAAUUCGAUUAUGAGAUAGUAUAUAAACCGGGCACGGAACACAGUAAUGCAGAUGCGUUAUUACGUAUUUACGUAAUCAAAAAUUUGGAUACAAUGUCGUUCGAUGAAUUUAUGAACAGCAACAAUGCAUAUUUAAAUAAUAAUAUUGAAGAAAUUAAUGAAACAUAUAAUGAUAUGCCGUGCUAUUAUGAUAUUAUUUUAACAUUAACUGCAGAUGUACAAUUAAAAAUGUAA
Messenger RNA from Macrosiphum euphorbiae (potato aphid), 615 nucleotides. The record is from the annotation of a GenBank genome assembly. Lineage: Eukaryota; Metazoa; Arthropoda; Insecta; Hemiptera; Aphididae.